Molecule: messenger RNA, 1166 nt
Organism: Drosophila montana
Lineage: Eukaryota; Metazoa; Arthropoda; Insecta; Diptera; Drosophilidae
Gene: Dhdds
Product: Dehydrodolichyl diphosphate synthase subunit
Exons: 2
Coding region: 195-1106 (303 amino acids)
Biological process (GO): polyprenol biosynthetic process
Cellular component (GO): dehydrodolichyl diphosphate synthase complex; endoplasmic reticulum
Molecular function (GO): ditrans,polycis-polyprenyl diphosphate synthase [(2E,6E)-farnesyl diphosphate specific] activity
Source: RefSeq, a predicted model, not a curated record
GAUGGUUAAUAAGCUUAAUUAAUUAUUAAAAAUGUCAAUUAUUAAGCUUUUCCAUUUUGUGAAUGAUAGCCAAAUGGCUAUCAUGGCGUAAUCUUGUACAUUCGAUAACUCCCAACUGCAACUAGUGCAUUCGAUAGGAGUCAACUUUUUUUGACUGUCACAAGGUAUCUUUGGAACGGGCAAGGAAAGGAACGAUGUCGUGGGUUUCGGACUACCAGUAUACUUUUAUACAAAAGAUAGCGUUCCAGGCGCUGCAACUAUCCGGCCACAUACCCCACCACGUUGCAUUCGUUAUGGACGGCAAUCGGCGUUUCGCCCGCUCCAAACAACUAGAUAAGAUUGAGGGCCAUUCGCGUGGCUUCUCCAAGCUGGCUGAUGUGCUUCGCUGGUGCCUCGACAUGGGCAUACGAGAGGUGACCACGUUUGCCUUCAGCAUUGAGAACUUCAAACGCUCCAACGAAGAGGUCGAAGGUCUAUUCAAUCUGGCCAGAGAGAAGUUCUCCAAGCUGCUGGAGGAGACCAACCGCCUGGAUGAGCACGGCAUACGAAUCCGAGUGAUUGGUAACCUUCUCCUGCUGCCGGCAGACCUGCAGCGGCUCAUUGCGACUGCCAUGUUGCGCACCGAACGCAACGAUAAGUUAUUUUUAAAUGUCGCCUUUGCGUAUACUUCCCGCGAUGAAAUCACACAGGCAGUGGAAGCUGUCCUGAGGGACGACGAGCAGGCUGAUGAUCCACUGCAGCCCACUGAUAUCAAUGAGCGACUGCUGGAGGCGUGCCUCUACACGCGCCACUCGCCGCCGCCGGAUCUGGUGUUUCGAACAUCCGGCGAGACACGACUGAGUGACUUUAUGAUGUGGCAGCUGAGCACAUCUGUGCUGUACUUUACGGAUGUGCUGUGGCCACAGAUAACCAUAUGGAACUUUUUGGCCAGCAUUGUUGCCUAUCAGCGCGACAGAUGCCGCCUGGAAGAUUACAGGCGUGUGGAGCGGCUGCAUAGCGUACAACUGGCCAAAUCCAGUGAAUUCUAUAGCCUGCGCGUUCAGAAGUUUCUGCUUAAGCUGGAUGCCAAUCGUCGGAAACUACUGAUUGCCUUGGCUUCCAACUAAUGCCAGGCGAAUUGUUAAAUGUUGUGAUAGGGAAAUAAAUUAAAUGUAAAUAACUUAAAA